Messenger RNA from Cervus elaphus (red deer), 942 nucleotides. RefSeq names its product olfactory receptor 2G3-like. The record is from RefSeq and is a predicted model, not a curated record. The transcript has a single exon. Gene Ontology annotation, biological process: G protein-coupled receptor signaling pathway. Gene Ontology annotation, molecular function: G protein-coupled receptor activity; olfactory receptor activity. NCBI's taxonomy places the organism in Eukaryota, Metazoa, Chordata, Mammalia, Artiodactyla, Cervidae. Gene Ontology annotation, cellular component: membrane. The coding region runs from base 1 to 942 and encodes 313 amino acids.
AUGGGCAUGAACAGUAGCAGUGUCAAAGAAGACUUUGUCCUGGUGGGCUUCUCUGAUCAGCCCAACCUAGAAAAGAUACUCUUUGUGGUUGUUCUGGUAUCGUAUCUCCUGACUCUGCUGGGAAAUACAGUCAUUAUUCUGAUCUCCUCUACAGACCCUAAACUCAGAACACCCAUGUACUUUUUCCUUACUCACCUCUCCCUAGUCGAUAUCUGCUUUACUACCAGCAUUGUCCCCCAGCUGCUGUGGAACCUAAGAGGACCAGCCAAGACCAUAUCAGCCCUGGGCUGUGCUGUCCAGCUCUACGUCUCUCUGGCUCUGGGCUCCACUGAGUGCAUCCUCCUGGCUGUAAUGGCUUUCGACCGCUAUGCUGCGGUGUGCAAACCUCUCCACUACGCAGCCGUGAUGAACCCACGGCUGUGCCAGGCUCUGGCAGGGGUUGCGUGGCUGAGUGGAGUAGGAAACACUCUCACCCAAAGCACUGUCACCCUCUGGCUGCCUCGCUGUGGACACCGGUGGCUCCAUCAUUUCUUCUGUGAAGUACCCUCAAUGAUUAAACUUGCUUGUGUGGACAUCCAUGCCAAUGAGGUCCAGCUAUUCAUUGCUUCAUUGGUCUUGCUCCUCUUGCCCUUAGCACUGAUAUUGAUGUCCUAUGGACAUAUAGUCAAGGCAGUUAUUAGGAUCAAGUCAGUCCAGGCCUGGGGCAAAGCCCUGGGGACAUGUGGAUCCCACUUGACGGUAGUGUCCCUCUUCUAUGGGACCAUCACAGCUGUUUACAUCCAGCCCAACAGCUCUUAUGCCCAUACUUACGGGAAAUUCAUCUCCCUCUUCUACACAGUAGUGACUCCAGCCCUCAAUCCUCUCAUCUACACGCUGAGGAAUAAAGAUGUGAAAGGAGCACUGGGAAGACUUUUUCACAGAGCCAGAGACCUGGGCUCAUAA